UCUGGCAAUUAUAUGGAAGCGGAUGAAUGAAAAGGGGUGCUUCUAUGGGCUCCUGGUUGGGUUCGUUGUUGGAAUUACACGCAUGAUCAUAGACUUCUACUACAAAGUUCCGACAUGUAUGGAAAAGUGGACCGAUGGCGACCCACGCCCUGCGUUUGUGAAGAAUGUGCACUACAUGUACUUUGCACUGAUCUUGUUCUGGCUGACCAUCACCACAGCAGUCAUCGUCAGCUUACUGACCUCACCACUUCCAGCAAAACAUUUGGUGAGAACGACAUACUGGACUCGAAAUGACCAUCGCGAGAUUGUUGACGAGGAUCACUUUGAUGAGGCAGCAGGUAUCCACGACAACGAACGCGAACAACCGGGAAUCCCGAUGGAAGAAAAAAACAAAACAGAAAGUACGUCAGUGGACCAAGAAAGUUCAUCACCAGUUGAACAUGAUUACGUAGCACCAACGUUUCGUCGUCGUUACGUGAAACCAGCCUGGGACUGGUUCUGUGGCUACGACUACUCGCCCGCGGGAGAAUUGAGUCAAGCGGAGUUCCGGCGCCACCUACACAAGCUGACGUCACUGAAGCAGGACCCGAGGGCCAAGUGGUUCCUAAAUGUGAUGCUUGUGAUCGUUCUCGCAGUUGCAUUGUUCCUUUUUGUCUUUUUCUCAAUUCAUGCUGGUGGUCGUUAAAUCGCUUGUGAAGGCGUUCACCUAUCGAAAGCCAACUACGAUAGUUGGCCUAUUCAUCGUGCCGGCAUUUGUUAAUGGUACUGGUAUAUGCUCUAUGCUAGACUGUGCCAGACGUUCCCCUGUUUGUCAAGUAUCAUUCUAAAUGAAUUGCCAAUUUUUAAUUGUCUAAUUCUCUUGGUUGCAAUGUGGAAGGUCAGAUUCAUCAACAUGCAUACUAAGUGAAUUUUUUUAAACAAGAUCCCUUGAUUUCUUUCGGGUUGAAAUGCCCUCUUUGCUCAACAUGUAGUAUAUAUUGUCUAGGUAUAUGAAGUCAUGUCAGAUGGUAAUGGCCUUUCAGAAUGCUGGAAUCAUUUUCUAUAUGGAUGUGACGGUUUAUUCACGAGAUAGCUUUUUAUAUAUUAAAUUAUUUAGUAUUUUAAUUUUGUAUCUCACCGAGGUGUACUCACCUUUUUUAUCAGCUGGUUAUUAUUGUACCCAUGUUUUACUGUAUUAUAUGCACAUAUUAUGUAAGUUUGAGGAAUACGC
Priapulus caudatus is the source of this 1210-nucleotide messenger RNA. RefSeq names its product sodium/glucose cotransporter 4-like. Lineage: Eukaryota; Metazoa; Priapulida; Priapulimorpha; Priapulimorphida; Priapulidae. The transcript has 5 exons. Gene Ontology annotation, molecular function: D-glucose:sodium symporter activity. The coding region runs from base 23 to 685 and encodes 220 amino acids. The record is from RefSeq and is a predicted model, not a curated record. Gene Ontology annotation, cellular component: plasma membrane.